AUGGAAGACGUUAAUCCCUUGGACACUUUUAAUAACGCACCUGUUUUCAACAAUAUCGAUUCAGUAACAGAAAUACACAGUGGUGAGAAAUCUUUAUCUUGUGAAACAUUUACUAAACAAAUAUCACCAGACAGAAAUAUUCCUGAAUAUUGUUGUGAGGUUUGUAAGAAAACAUUUUCUUCAGAACAGGAAUUCUUUACACACAAAGAAAUACACGACAGAGGAAAACCCUUCCACUGUGAAAUAUGUGGGAAAGCUUUUGAUUAUAAUAGUUAUUUAACGAAGCACAAAAGAAUCCACACUGGCGAAAAACCGUUUCACUGUGAAAUAUGCAGGAAAUCUUUUGUUAGUAAUUCGAAUCUUCUUAUACACAAACGUAGUCACAGUGGAGAAAAACCUUAUCAUUGUGAUAUAUGUGGGAAAUCAUUUAUGAUAAACAGUUAUUUAACAACACACAAAAGAAUCCACACUGGAGAGAAACCUUGCCGUUGCGAAAUCUGUGGGAAAUCUUUCUCUGAUUAUUCUAGUCUUAUAGUUCACAAACGCAGUCACACUGGAGAAAAACCCUAUCACUGUGAUAGACCCAGUUUUAUAGAUUAUGACUGGAAAAACACAAAGACUAUCAGAUGA
Messenger RNA from Octopus bimaculoides (California two-spot octopus), 630 nucleotides. RefSeq names its product zinc finger protein 675-like. Lineage: Eukaryota; Metazoa; Mollusca; Cephalopoda; Octopoda; Octopodidae. The record is from RefSeq and is a predicted model, not a curated record.